Exophiala dermatitidis NIH/UT8656 is the source of this 903-nucleotide messenger RNA. RefSeq lists its product as uncharacterized. Gene Ontology annotation, molecular function: structural constituent of ribosome. Lineage: Eukaryota; Fungi; Ascomycota; Eurotiomycetes; Chaetothyriales; Herpotrichiellaceae. The record is from RefSeq and is a predicted model, not a curated record. Bases 1 to 903 code for a protein of 300 amino acids. Gene Ontology annotation, biological process: translation. Gene Ontology annotation, cellular component: small ribosomal subunit; mitochondrion; ribosome. The transcript is spliced from 3 exons.
AUGCCUGAACUCGGGUCAAAGAAAAUCCCAGAUCUGUCGGAGACCGAGAAGGAAGAGACGCCCUCGACGGCACAAGCUCCCAGUCCCUCGAAAGAGACACCACGGCCGAAUGUCACGGCUGCUAAACAAUCACAACCACAAUCACAAUCACACAAGGCUACUAAGUCUCCAGAGGGGAAAGUAGCCACGAUGGUUUCCCAAUCUUUACAAUCAGCUUCGCAGGCGGCGGAAGCCGCGGCAACGGACGCAGAAGCCUCGUCGACGCCGAACGUUCCCCCGAACGUGCUCGCCGCCUACCGUACCCCAAUGCGUCACCCGCUAACGCACGGCAUCCCCGUGGCUGAGCUUCAGCUGCGCAGCUAUAGCGUACGUAAUCUGGAAUUCUAUGCCGACUUCGCCGUCCGGGCUGCAUACUACUUGGGUCUACCGUGUACUGGACCCGCGCCGCUACCGCGCAAGAGAGAGAGAUGGACGGUUCUGAAAUCCAACUUUGCACACAAAAAGGCCCAGGAAAAUUUUGAAAGAAUAACGAUGAAACGUCUGGUCACUGUGUACGACGGUCAGCCGGAAGUGGUGGAGAUUUGGUUGGCAUUCCUGCGCAAAUGGCAGUUCUACGGGGUGGGCAUGAAGGCCAAUGUGUGGCAGUGGGAGCAAGUCGACGUGGCGGGCAAAAUGGACCGCGACUUUGCUGCGCUCGAGAAACAUCUCGACGAGAAAUUGCGUCUGUUUGGCUUCAACAAAUCGUCCGCGGACAAGAACGAUCUCCUCCGCCUUAUGGCCAAGCAAGGUCAUCGACAGGUUGGCGUUGAGGUCGAGACAGGCAUGAUGUUCCGAGCGCUUCGAAUAUGUCCGGCCUCGAAAGCCAGCUUCGUCUCCUUCAUCGAGCGAAUCACCGCCGAUUGA